Molecule: messenger RNA, 2498 nt
Organism: Phyllostomus discolor (pale spear-nosed bat)
Lineage: Eukaryota; Metazoa; Chordata; Mammalia; Chiroptera; Phyllostomidae
Gene: DDX28
Product: DEAD-box helicase 28
Exons: 2
Coding region: 42-1661 (539 amino acids)
Biological process (GO): mitochondrial large ribosomal subunit assembly
Cellular component (GO): mitochondrion
Molecular function (GO): ATP binding; nucleic acid binding; RNA helicase activity
Source: RefSeq, a predicted model, not a curated record
GUGACGUCAGUGCCGUGCGCCUCUCCAGCAGCGAGGUAAACAUGGCUCUAGUAUGGUCGUCUCGGCUUUCGUUGCAUGUGCCUCGUUUGUUUCUGGCACCUCGACGGGACCUGGCGGUUAGCGGUCCCGAUGACCCCUUACCAGUGGUGCGCAUCCCACGGGCUCUACAGCGGCGGCAGGAACAGCUGCAGAGUGGGCGGCGGAACUCCCUGCGGCCGGUGCUGGUGCGACCUGGCCCGCUGCUGAUCUCAGCGCGACGGCCAGAGUUCAACCAGCCGGCGCGCCUCACGCUGGCUCGCUGGGAGAGCGCGCCACUCGCUUCGCGUGGCUGGAAGAAUAGGCGCUCCCGCUGGGACCACUUCUCCAUCGAGCGCUCACAACGCGAGACACCAGCAUUGCGGAACUUAUCCGAGGGCAGCUUCUCGGAUCUGGGUCUGGAGCCACGGGUACUGCGCGCACUACAAGAGGUUGCUCCCGAAGUCGUUCGACCCACCACGGUGCAGUCGAGUACCAUCCCCCCAUUACUUCGCGGCCGCCACGUCCUUUGCGCAGCGGAAACAGGCAGUGGUAAGACUCUCAGCUACCUACUCCCUCUGCUUCAGCAGCUCUUGGCCCGGCCAAAACCAGACCCCCACAGUAUCCCAGCUCCUCGAGGCCUGGUCCUUGUGCCUUCGCGAGAAUUAGCCGAACAGGUGCGGAUCGUGGCCCAGCCCUUAGGCAACUCUCUGGGAGUCCAGGUGCAGGAGUUAAGGGGCGGCCGUGGCAUGGCUAGGAUCACGCAGCAACUGUGCAAACAGCCUCCAGCUGAUGUACUAGUGGCCACUCCGGGGGCUCUCUGGAAGGCUCUGAAACGGCAACUGAUCAGCCUGGAGCAGCUCUCCUUCUUGGUAUUGGAUGAGGCAGACACGCUGUUGGAUGAAAGUUUCCUGGAACUCGUGGACUACAUCUUAGGGAGGAGCCACGUAGCAGAAGACCCAGACGACUUAAAAGACCCCUUUAAUCCUAAAGCUCAGUUGGUACUAGUAGGGGCCACAUUUCCCGAAGGUGUAGGCCAGCUGCUGAGUAAAGUCGCCAGCUCAGAGUCUCUAACCACCAUCACCAGCUCCAAGCUCCACUGUAUCAUGCCACAUGUCAGACAGACAUUUAUGAGGCUGAAGGGAGCAGAGAAGGUAGCUGAGUUGGUGCAGAUCCUCAAGCGGCAUGACAGAGCAGAUAAGACUUGCUCCUCAGGAACUGUUCUGGUGUUCUGUAAUAGCUCUAGCACUGUGAACUGGCUAGGCUAUAUUCUGGAUGACCACAAAAUCCAACACCUAAGACUGCAGGGACAAAUGCCAGCCUCAAUGAGGGCAGGUAUCUUCCAGAGCUUCCAGAAGGGCUACCGAGACAUACUUCUCUGCACAGAUAUAGCUUCUCGGGGCCUGGACAGCACCCAUGUGGAGCUAAUUGUCAAUUAUGAUUUCCCUCUCACCCUGCAAGACUACAUCCACAGAGCCGGGAGGGUGGGCCGUGUAGGGAGUGAGUUGCCAGGCACCAUCAUCAGCUUUGUUACUCAUCCCUGGGAUGUGGGCCUGGUUCAGAAGAUUGAACUGGCAGCUCGCAGGAAGAGAAGCCUUCCAGGACUGGGGUCUUCAGUGAGAGAGCCUUCGGCCCAGCUGACAUGAAUAUGGUGCCAUAACAGUGGUCUUUCCCUGCAGGUCUGGAGAGCAGCUAAGUAUGACUCUUUGUAAUCUUUCAUGAGCCGUGAAAAAUAAAGUAGACUUUGGUUUUAUAUUAUGUCAUGAUCUCCAACAAAAAAAAAAUGAUGUUUUUCUGAGUUCUAAUAACAGUUACCACUGGGGCAGCACUCAUUGGAUUGAGAAAGCUCACAUUCCAAAAUGCACACCAAAGAUAAAGGUUCUUUCAACUUUUAGUUUGUAACACUUAGAUUUUAUUUUCUGCCUCUACAACAUUCUUUAAGCCCCCAUGAAAGGGAAAGCUGAUGUGACUGGCAGUAGAGAGUUUUCUUUAUCAAUACUUGGAAAGCUUGAGCACGAGCACUCUUGGUGAAAUUAGCCUUGGGAAGUCCUGGUGAAAAAAUAAAAGGUGGACUGAUACAGAAGUAUUGCUUGGUGUACAUUUCUAGUCUGCCUUUUUCCUCAUCUGUUGGUGAUGGCGGAAGAGGAGAGAGGAGUACGGUAUUUUACCAAACUGGCAAAUUAAGCACAUAGCAUCCUCUCACCGUCUCCUAGGCUCCAGGCUCUGCAGUGUUAUACAAGCCAUGCCUGAAGGGAUGACGACUUCAGUGUCAAAUAUAGUACUCCACAAAACACUUAAAAGUGCUUACACGCUGAAAAGGAUCAGGUUGUAGAGAACAGAAAUGGGCCCAGGGAAACCUUUGCCAAAAGAGAAUAUUGUGCUAAAUGUACAGUGAAGCCCUAUUUUUUUAUGUGAAGAAACAGGUUCAGGGGGAUAAAAAGAACUUGCUCAGAAUCACACGGUAAAUAAAAAAUUACUUUAAA